This is a messenger RNA of Paramecium sonneborni, 381 nucleotides long. The record is from the annotation of a GenBank genome assembly. NCBI's taxonomy places the organism in Eukaryota, Ciliophora, Oligohymenophorea, Peniculida, Parameciidae.
AUGGUCUGGAUGAUAUUUUAAUAAUAGCAACUACCCUAUUGUAAGAGGAAUAUUUUCAGGAACUAUUUUAAUAUUUCCUAUUGUAUUUCCUAUUAUAACAGUACUAUUGGUAUUAAUCUUAUUGACUGCAGUUUAUACAAGUCGAUUUUAUAGUUCCUUUAUUGGAUUCAAAGGAGAAAUAUAUUACAUUUCACUUUAAUAAUCCUUUUAUACAUUUGUUUAAUUACUUACUUUAGAUGGUAAUUAUCUAAUGUAUUUUUAGAUUGGGAUGCCAAUGUUUUACCAGUAUUUGAAUCAUAAUAAAUAAUUAUGCCCUAUAUUUUAUUUCCAUGCUUUAUUAUAGUAUCAAACGUGAUUUUGCUAAACAUUUUGAUUGCAUGA